AUGCGGCAGGGGGCUGCAUGGGGCGGCGGCUACCUGGUGAGGGCGGCGCACACGGGGCUCAGCUGGGGCGUCACUCUGGCGCUCUUCCUGCAUCGCACAGAUCUGCGAAAGCAGGAAGAGCAUGGAGAGUUGCUGCAGCCACUGAUAUUUGUCUUACUGGUUCUCUGCUCUGUCUUGCUGUACUUUGUAGUGUCUCUCAUGGAUCCAGGCUUCAUUGAGUCUGAUGAGGAAGAGAAGGUAGGGAUGAAUGAAGAGCAAAGCGUAAUGAUGCCUCAAUUUCCAAGCAAUGUUUGGCUGCGGCGCUGUGGAUACUGCAUGCUGAAGCAACCAAUGCGAGCCAAGCACUGCCAGCUGUGUCGGCACUGUGUACGUCGUUAUGACCAUCACUGUCCCUGGAUUGAGAACUGUGUAGGAGAGAGGAAUCAUCCACUCUUUAUAGUCUACCUGGCUGUGCAGCUUGUGGUUCUCUUGUGGUCCUUUCAUGUUGCAUGGUCAGGCCUUUAUUUCGAACAGUCUUGGGAGUGGCUGCAGCACAACAUCUUCCUUCUCCUGUCCUUCCUCGUGAUAGCCAUAUUCACCAUUGUAGUGCUGCUGCUGCUGGUUUCACACUUAUACCUGGUCUCAUGUAAUACAACCACCUGGGAGUUCAUGUCACACCAUCGCAUCUCCUACCUCCGACACUGUGAGUCAGAGAACCCCUUUGACCAAGGUGUCAUUCUCAACCUCUGGAGAUUCUUCUGUGCCUGCCGUCUCGUUACAUGGGAGAAAAUAUACUUUCAGGAAGAUAGUGACCCUGUUUAAUUAUAGAAUGUACAUUCAGCCAGGAUUUAAUGGUGUAAUCCAAGUUUGAUUACAAGAGGGAAAAGUACAUCUACAGGGUGAGCUGAAAUGCAGGUC
Messenger RNA from Emys orbicularis (European pond turtle), 897 nucleotides. RefSeq names its product zinc finger DHHC-type palmitoyltransferase 12 (gene ZDHHC12). The record is from RefSeq and is a predicted model, not a curated record. Bases 1 to 801 code for a protein of 266 amino acids. The transcript is spliced from 5 exons. Gene Ontology annotation, biological process: protein targeting to membrane; peptidyl-L-cysteine S-palmitoylation. Gene Ontology annotation, molecular function: protein-cysteine S-palmitoyltransferase activity. Lineage: Eukaryota; Metazoa; Chordata; Testudines; Emydidae. Gene Ontology annotation, cellular component: endoplasmic reticulum; Golgi apparatus.